Messenger RNA from Staurois parvus, 391 nucleotides. NCBI's taxonomy places the organism in Eukaryota, Metazoa, Chordata, Amphibia, Anura, Ranidae. The record is from the annotation of a GenBank genome assembly.
AUGGCGGCGCCCUGUGGGAGGAUGUUAGUGUCAGGGAGAGUGUGGAGCUGCUGGGGAAGGCUCCAAGGUGCAGGAGGAAGGGUCACCAACUUGAUGCCAUCAGGAGCUCCUAAUGUCAAAAACGCUGCACACCAGGACACCUCUGCGGGGAAAAGCUGAAGACAUGGACACCGAGUACAGGAGCAGCUACUAUAUUGGGGGUGCGAAAGCACAAAACCCUAUGAAAAAAGUGGGCAUUGCAUGGGCGAUCGGGUUCCCAUCUGGCAUCCUACUAUUUCUGUAUGCAAGGAAAAAGGUGAAUCAGCAACGCGUAGAUCAGAUGAAAGCGCGGCAGCGGAUGAGAGACGCCAACAAAGGGCCAUAUGAGAGCAAGAGAUACAAGUCUUUGUAG